AUGGCCGACGUCGAUUUGAGGUCAUCACAGACGAACCACAGCGCAGACCCACCCAAUAUGAUCCUGGCCGCGAAGCUCUUCCUCGCACCUUUGGGGAUAGGGAAGGGUGACUUUUCUAUUGAUCGAGCGAAGGUCUCUAGGGUUGUGGUACGUGGAGCCGACGUCGUUCCGGAAACACCACAGGGGAAUGCAAAGCACAAGGCAAACCCCCAGCGUGAUCCUCGCCGUGAAAAUCUUACUCUCACUCCAGAGUAG
Molecule: messenger RNA, 255 nt
Organism: Penicillium robsamsonii
Lineage: Eukaryota; Fungi; Ascomycota; Eurotiomycetes; Eurotiales; Aspergillaceae
Exons: 2
Coding region: 1-255 (84 amino acids)
Source: RefSeq, a predicted model, not a curated record